Molecule: messenger RNA, 949 nt
Organism: Drosophila obscura
Lineage: Eukaryota; Metazoa; Arthropoda; Insecta; Diptera; Drosophilidae
Exons: 2
Coding region: 114-692 (192 amino acids)
Source: RefSeq, a predicted model, not a curated record
CCGAGAAUCAGUCGACAAACUGUGCUCUGCCCAACAUCUGUUCAGUAUUAAACUACAGUAUUUAUCAGUUCAAAAUUCAGUUGAGAAAACAAGAGAAGAAUAGUUCUAGCAUCAUGAUUAAGUACACACAGGUGCAGCUGCGCAAUGACUCGUAUGAGCCGGAUCUGCGCUCGGAAGGCACCUACAUUUGCCAGUUCCCGAAGCCCCCACCGCCGCCGCCCUUGGGGGACACGGGCACCUGGCAUGGCCAUCUGGAGCCGCACGAGCGUCUGUUCUACCACCAGACCAUGAACUCGGUGCGCUACAGCAAGCGUUAUCGAGCCAACCCGAACGUGCCCAAGGAUUCGCUGGACUUUCAGCUGCAGUCGCGCUACGAUCAUGGCCGUGAGUGUUUCCCGGAGAAGGUGGACGCGGUGCUGCAGCGCGAGACGUGCAUGGCGAUCUGCAGUUGGUCGGCGCCUGGCGGGGCCAAGGAGAUCGGGGCCAAGCAUCAGUCAUUUAGGGUGCUGCGCAAUACGCGCGUCAUUCGCCGCAAGCAAGACGACGUUUUGGGGCAUCCGCUACGCGUUGGUGGCUGCGUUGAGAAGAUUCAUCCGCAUAGCGUCAAGCUCAUCUGCAGCGGCGUCCACAAUCAACUGGUCAACAAUGGCUUCUCACGCCAGACCUCCGAUGGCAACUUCUUCCGUUAUUAGCUUCGCUCCUCCACCACUCAGCGAGAGAGAGAGAGGGGACCACAAUUUUGUUGUAUAACUUUAUUGAAAAUUAAAUUUUGACAAGGAAGCAGCCCCAUAAAGCAACGUCACGCCGUCGCUGCCUCCAGCUUGGGCUGCUUGGGCAGGUGUGCCUCUGCCUCCUCUAGCUCUUCAACUGCUUCCACCUGUGGCUCCGCCUGUGGCCCAGCCGCCUCCUGUGACGUUUUAUGGCGCUGCUUCUUGUUCUGGUUACGAUA